UACUAAGUGCGCUCGCGCUUUGUUUUAUAAUAUACAUGUUCUAUCGUAAGCGUUCCUACAAGGCUGAUAAGAUUAUACGUCACAGUGAUAAGAAUCUACAAGGAAUAUUUUUCCUUAUUUAAUAAUUUAUUUAUAUAACGCACCGACAAUAAUAAUCGGUUUGUAAAGAGUGCAAUGUUAUAGUGAAUUAUUUGUGAUAUUUUGUCGGAUGUGUCGUGCAGUAUGGGUACGAAGAGGUCGGUGAAGAUAACAGUGGUCGGAGACGGUACGGUCGGCAAGACUUGCCUGCUAUACGUGUACACUAAAAAUGAAUUUCCCGAAGAAUACGUGCCUACAGUGUUCGAUAACUAUACUUGUGACGUAACGGUAGACGGUGAAGAAGUAGAAUUAUCAUUAUGGGACACAGCUGGACAAGAAGGCUACGAAAGAUUGAGGCCCCUCUCAUAUAAUAAGACAAAUUGUUUCCUACUAUGUUACUCAAUUGACAAGCCCGCUUCAUACAACAACGUUGUGCAUAAGUGGUAUCCGGAGUUAAAGCAUUUCGGUCCUUCGGUUCCCAUUGUAUUAGUUGCUACAAAACUUGAUUUACGGUCGAAAAAUGAAUCAGUUAUUACACGCCAGGAAGGAAAGAAAUUAAAAAAGAAAAUAAGUGCCGUCAAAUUGGUGGAGUGUUCAGCCUUAGAACGUGUUAAUAUUAAUGAGGUGUUUGAAGAGGCUGUCCGCGCCGCCCUUCGCAAGAAGCCCGUCACCAAACGUACCUGUCAGUACCUAUAACGUAUACAACUUGAAAUGAACUCCGGGUACAAGGAGGUCCCAUACAAAAAAUAUAUGAUGAUGAUUUCCAAUGAAGAUGAUCAUGACAUCUGCAUAAAUCAGGGUAGAGGUACACAAGCGCAACUAUUUUAUAGUCUUCACGAAGAAGACGUUAACUUUCGAAAAUGAAACGAAAACUCUGCCGAUGGAUAUUAUGUAUUGUUACUUUAUCUCUAUUUCCAAUAAUAAAUAUG
Achroia grisella is the source of this 1007-nucleotide messenger RNA. Its product is annotated as ras-like GTP-binding protein RhoL. The record is from RefSeq and is a predicted model, not a curated record. Gene Ontology annotation, molecular function: GTPase activity; GTP binding. The transcript has 5 exons. Gene Ontology annotation, biological process: small GTPase-mediated signal transduction. Lineage: Eukaryota; Metazoa; Arthropoda; Insecta; Lepidoptera; Pyralidae. Bases 223 to 774 code for a protein of 183 amino acids.